Messenger RNA from Gordionus sp. m RMFG-2023, 804 nucleotides. RefSeq names its product ATP synthase subunit O, mitochondrial-like. Bases 43 to 663 code for a protein of 206 amino acids. The record is from RefSeq and is a predicted model, not a curated record. Gene Ontology annotation, molecular function: proton-transporting ATP synthase activity, rotational mechanism. The transcript has 6 exons. Gene Ontology annotation, cellular component: membrane. Gene Ontology annotation, biological process: proton motive force-driven mitochondrial ATP synthesis. NCBI's taxonomy places the organism in Eukaryota, Metazoa, Nematomorpha, Gordioida, Chordodea, Parachordodidae.
UAUGUCAGCCGCUCUUUUAUAAACAUUUAACCAUUUAACAACAUGUCAAUGUUUAUAUUUGCGCGUUCAUUUUCAACAUCAUUAGCAAAACUAAAUAUUAUCAAACCCUCUCUUCAACUUUAUGGGCUAGAAGGGCGAUAUGCCCAUGCCUUAUAUUCUGCAGCACAUAAAGAUAAUAAGUUAGACAAUGUAGAAAAAGAAUUGAAAAAAUUUGGUGAUACUCUCCAUACCGAUAAUAAAAUAUCUUCAAUUGUAUUUAACCCUUUAAUCUCACGCAAACCUAAAAAAGAGUUUAUUGUGCUACUUUUGAAAAAAUUGGGCUUUUCAAAUAUGACGACUAAUUUUUUAAGUGUUGUAAUUGAAAAUGGAAGGUACAACAAAUUAUACAGCAUAAUAAAGGCAUUUGACACCUUAAUGUCAUCUCAUAGAGGGGAAAUUAAAGCUGAAGUUAUUACUGCACAUGGAUUAGAUAAAGAUAUGAUGAGAGAAGUGGAAUUAGCCUUGCAUGGAUUUAUCAAAAAGGGACAGUUAUUGAAGAUAACUACUAAGGUUGAUCCAAGCUUAAUAGGUGGCAUGAUCGUCAAAAUAGGAGAUAAAUAUGUUGACAUGUCGAUAGCUUCAAAACUCAACGCUUACAAGCAAUAUAUUCAACAACCCGUUUAAAUUUUUCGAUAAAGGAUGAGAUGAAUUUACACAAAAUUAUGUGUGAAUGUUUUAAACGUUUUAACCACUUUAGUUCAUUUUUUUUAAAAAAAACAAUACAAUAUUGUAUCAAAUUUGGGUUUGUAGCAUUGUUUUUUUUUU